Molecule: messenger RNA, 387 nt
Organism: Aspergillus steynii IBT 23096
Lineage: Eukaryota; Fungi; Ascomycota; Eurotiomycetes; Eurotiales; Aspergillaceae
Exons: 2
Source: RefSeq, a predicted model, not a curated record
AGGUGUUUGUGCUUUCUUUCUCUAUCUUAUUCUGUGUGCACUCCCAGUGACCGUACCAUGGUCAUCUAGCCGGGACCCUUGAGCAAGAUGCGACAAGUGCAAUCUACAAGUAUCGAAGAUGAAUGCCACGAGGCCGUGCUGGAUUUCAUCCAGAACCUCUCCGCCGACGAGAGCGAGCUGUUUGAGGCCACGGAAAAAUCCCAGCAGUUGAUCGAUGACCUUCGUCACGUGGACAGUUGUCAGAAGGGUUCGAUUUCGAGGAAAAUUGCCCCGAAUAUCACCAAGUUUGUCGCGGGAAUUGAACAAUAUGGCACGGCGAUGGAUGUCCUGGCCGGUUCGGUUUCCUUGAUGUCCCCGAUUUGGGCGUCGGUGCGGGUUCUGCUUUCG